This is a messenger RNA of Anopheles marshallii, 6744 nucleotides long. RefSeq names its product ankyrin repeat domain-containing protein 50. The transcript is spliced from 7 exons. The record is from RefSeq and is a predicted model, not a curated record. Gene Ontology annotation, molecular function: protein binding. Lineage: Eukaryota; Metazoa; Arthropoda; Insecta; Diptera; Culicidae. The coding region runs from base 1 to 6744 and encodes 2247 amino acids.
AUGAACUCUGAUGAUAUUUACGAAAAUCUUCCAUGUCACACCGAUGAAGCAUUGCGGAACGGUAACGGAAUGACCAGUACCGGGAAUCGUGCAUCAGCUGUGUUAGAGGGAGGUGGAGGAGGAGGAGGAGGAGGCCGUAGUACUGAAGAGGGCGGUGAAGUCAAAUUGCAGAAUAAUCUUGCCCUUAACAGCAAGGACAUGUUGUAUGCGACACCGUUGAAGAAAUCGGAACGCCCAGUAAAGGUGCUCAAUAGUAGCGUCCCAGUAAUGCAAAAUGGCAAUGCAGCGCCGGGGACACGGGCGCAACCCAACUCUGGCACGUUCAGCGGUGAAGCGGAGCGUGAUACGAAGAUCAUAAACGCCGAACUGGAAGAUCGACGAAUACGGGACUUCCUGAAGGAUACGUCGCAGAUGCAUAAGAAAAUCGAGCUACACAAAACGUACCAAAGUUCGAACUUUUCGUACCUCGCGCGUAAGGAACACUUUGCCGAUUUGGUGCAGCGGAAUGUGAACAGCAAUGGGGCGAUGGUGAGCGAUCAACCAUUGCCGUUCCAUGCGGCUGGUGGAGACGAACCUGAUUCGGCAUCGUUUGUAGCAGGUGGCUACAAAACGUUGGCAGGGGAGGAGGAGGACAAAAAUUUAGAUCUCGGCAUUAAUGAAUCGUUGAACGAGUUGGAGGCACGUUGCAACGAGAAGCUCGAAAUGCUGGCCAAACUAAACCGAGCUCGAUCGAGCACUACGACGGAGCAGCAAUCCCAGGAGGAUAAUGAACAGGCGGACCUAAUGGAUCCGACAGCGGUCGAGAUAGAAAGAGAGGCUGGAAUAGUACCGAAACCAUCGGCACCGCCCCUUUCCGCGUUGAACACGGAACGAGGAUCAAAAGGAAACAACUUAGCCGAUCCGAUCGGCGGUAGUACGAGUGGAGGCGAACCAGCUAUAAGUGCGCAUCUGAAUCGGGAGUGGGUGUUGAAAAAGAUUGCCAUGUGCUUAGAGCAACGGGUCUCCAAGAAACCGGUACCGCCGGUACCAUUAUCCGUGGCGGGAGUGGGUCCUUCGGUUGACAGUGUCAUACCAUCUUCGUCAUCCGUACCGACACCGGGUGGUGCCGGAGGAUAUUUCGCGCGUAGUGGCCAAUCGGCAGUUAGUGGCAUACCUCCCCCAGCCGAUGGAGGACACCGGGCAGGCGAAACUGGUUUGCCAUCCUUGGGCUAUCUUGUUCUCGGGUCUAAUGGUUCAGGGAAAACGUCAAUCUGCAACGACAUCAUCGAGGGAACGUCGGGCACUAAAGGAAUGCUUAAUCGCAGACUUUUGGCUUGCUAUUUUGUCAACUCCCAGAACCCGGAAUGUCAUAGUCUGAGCAUGUUUAUACGGAGCGUUAUAUUGCAGAUUUUAAGUCAUUCGAGCUACGUCAACAGUACCGGGAGCAGUAUGUUGGGACAAGAGAUAAUCAACCUGUCGGAAACUUCGAUUGAAGCGAACGAACAACCGGUGAAUACUAGUAACGAUUGCUUGCCGGAAGCGGAUCAGCAACAGCUGAAGGGUGAACCGGCUCAAAACCAUUCCCCUACACCCGUAGGUCACGACCCAAUCCAACCUGCUGCGAUAACGGAUCGUGCUAACGAUUCGAACGAGACAGUCGAUAAGGAGUUGGAAGAUGCAAUACGGACAGAGAUGAAAAUCAACGAACGGGUGGCAGAGUUCUGUUCGGGUCGAAAGAAAGUGUCCCGUCAACAAUCGGAACCGGUCGAAAGUCUGAGUCGAGAUCGAGAGCAACCUUCCUAUGCGUAUAAAACGCAUCCGCCGCCAAUGACGAAAGUUGGCACAGGAAAUGCGGGAGCGGCGGAAGAACCGGACGAAGAUGACAGACAGGACAAAGCCACGAUGAGUCCGGGUAGGCCGUCGAAAGUUUCCAAGAUCCCGAUCGCCAUCGGCAGUACGAUAAGAAGCCCUAAGAAGAUGUCACCAACCAAGGACGAGAGUAGCAGUAGUGGUGGUGGUAAGCAAGAGAAACAACAAGAAGACGAUACCGGAUCUAAACUGGAACGAGACGAGGACAUUAUUCUUGAGGGUGGCGGAGAAGCGAUUGCCGAGGGGGAUGUUAGCGAUAUAAAGUUACUGGAGGACGAAGAUAUCGAGGUAAAAGCCAGUGAAAGCGUAGAGGUUAAGAAUCGAGUAGAUUUUACCGUUGCGUCAGAAGUAUCGCCAACACGGAACGAUACGGAGGACAAGCCCCACCCUCAGUUACGAUCGACAAAACCGAUGGAAACGAGUAUUCCGCCACCGUUGCCAAAGUCGAAAAAUUGUCGCCAGGUAAUUGCGGACGGGUAUUACGAGAUGUUGCUCAGCAAUCCGGACAUUUUCGAAUCACUUACGGUGGACAGCAUUGAGAAGAAUCCAGAUGAUUGCUUCAAGAAGGCGAUCCUGUUUCCACUGUUAGAGUUGUGCCCGCCGAAGAAUGCACUGCUACUGUUGAUCGAUUCGAUCGACGAGAACUACAUCCAGGACGGUAACCUGAUCUCCACGCUCAAAGGCAAACAGGUGACAAAGAGCCGUAACAUUGCAGAAUUACUCUCCAACCACAUCCACCUGAUGCCGAAGUGGUUGUUUAUGGUGUGCACGGCCAAGAAGCAGAACAAAAACAUCACCAAAUUGUUCACCGGGUUUAAGAAGCUUACGCUGGACGAUCUGCGCAAGUCGCACGUGGUAAAGGACGUGCAGCAGUACAUUAUCAACCGGCUGAAUACGGACUUCCGGGGCAUCAAUCUUACCAAAGACAUCAUCGAAAGUCUGAACCAGCUGUACAUCAAAUCGAACGGAUGUUUGCUGUACCUGUACAAAGUGUUGAACGGGAUACGGGAGAACUUUUUCACGUUCCGUGAGAUAAAGCUGAUACCGUGCACUUUGAACGGUCUGUACCUGUACAUAUGCCAGAAGUCCUUCAACAAAAAGCAAUACAGCAAGAUACGCCCAAUACUGAACGUGCUACUCGUGUGCAACAGCUACGUGGACAAGUACUUCAUCUACAACUGUCUCCGAACGCACAACUACACGCUCGAGAUGGAGGACUUUGAGCGGCGGCUGGAGCUGAUGCGAAACAUCGUGGAGUACAGCCCGUUAAAUCCGUGCGCGGUGCGCAUCUUUCACAACUCUUUCUGCGACUGGUUGAUCGAUGUGAAGUUUAGCACCAAAAAGUUUCUGUGCGAUCUGAACGAGGGCCACGUGAUGGUUUCGAUGUACUACACGGUCGUGGCCGAUGAAAUCUGUCCGAACAAGCUGCGCCUGUAUCUGUACCACCUGAUCAAGACGGGCGAGUAUCUGACGAGCAAGAAUGUCGAUCUCGAUCUGCUGUUGAUACUGCUGGAAACUAAAUCGAACCUGAGCGACUGUUUUUACACCAAUCUGCUGAAUUGCUGUGCAAUGUGUGAGGAUGAAUGUCGGAAUGAUAUCAACCUGUCUGCGCGCACAAAGUACAUGCUGGACCGGUUCCUGAACGGUCUGUUGAACGAUGACUUUAUGAUCUUUUUGAAUGAUUUCUUCAAACCGAACCUACCGACAGACUGCAAGGUGCUGAAGCUGCUGAUUGAAACGGGAAUUAACAAUGCGGACACGGCACUGUCCUGUGAGUCGUCCGCCAUCAACUCGCCCGUACUGUCGGAUCGAUCGCAGAACAUUGACUCGGAGCUGGCGGAAUUGUUGAUCUCGAGCGAAAAAAGUUGCCAGCAGGAGUUGCAAAAGUCUAUCAACCUAGAGCUGUUAGAAUGUGGUGGAGCAAAUGGUGGUACUGCAGGCGGUGGACUUAUUGAUGGUUCUGUGGUGGUUAGAGACGGUGGUGCCGUUGGUCUUUCGUCCGGGCUCGCCCGUCAUCGGUACAGCGCAGGACCAUCGAUUACGGGUGGUGGUGAUGGUGGUAGCAGCGCUCUAGGUGAUUCAAAAUCGGAUAUACAGAAUGAUCGUGUCGGUAGUGGAGUGCAGUGCGAUAUGUUUGAGGGAGAGAUGCACAAGGGCAAAGCGCUGAUACACAUUCUGGCCAACGAAGGAAACCAUACGCUGCUGGAACGAGCGUUAAAUGCAUGCAAGGAUCCAAUAGAUCUGGAAAUAGAGGACCUCAAUGGACAGACGGCACUUAAUAUAGCGGCACGAAAUGGACACCAGGAGAUUGUAAAGUUGCUGCUUACAUACAAACAACCGCUGCGUGACGGAACUGGUCGGUAUCGAAUGAUCGACGUGAACCAUGCGGACCGUGACGGUUGGACUCCGUUACGGUCGGCAUCCUGGGGCGGUCAUACCGAGGUGGUGAAGCUGCUUAUCGAAACGGGUGUAUGCGCAAUCGAUCGUGCCGAUAAGGAGGGGCGUACAGCGUUACGAGCGGCCGCCUGGAGUGGCAAUGAGGACAUUGUAAAGAUACUGAUCGAGGCGGGAGCAAACGUGAACUCGAUCGAUAAGCAAGGACGCACCUCGCUUAUUGCCGCAUCGUACAUGGGCCAUUAUGAUAUCGUCGAGAUACUGCUGGAGAACGGUGCUGACGUUAAUCAUACGGAUCUGGACGGAAGGAAUGCACUGUGUGUGGCGGCCCUGUGCGGGAGCUCUGGAUAUAGCAGGGUUAUAUCCACGCUGCUCGAAUACGGUGCAAACACUGAUCAGACUGACAACGAAGGAAUGUCACCGCUGUUGGUGAGCUCGUUCGAAGGCAAUGCAGAGAUCUGUGAGUUGCUGCUGGAAAAUGGUGCCGAUCCCGAUAUGGCGGACAACAUGGGCAGGACUCCGUUGUGGGCGGCGUGCACAUCCGGCCAUGCGAAUGUUGUGAAGCUGUUGCUCUUUUGGGGUUGUGGAAUUGAUUGUAUGGAUUCGGAGGGACGAACUGUGCUGAGUGUAGCGGCUGCCCAAGGUAAUCUGGAGACGGUGCGGCAACUGUUAGAUCGUGGACUUGACGAAACGCAUCGCGAUAAUGCCGGUUGGACACCGUUGCACUAUGCGGCGUUUGAAGGGUACGCUGAUAUCUGCGUACAGCUGCUCGAAUCGGGGGCCAAAAUCGAUGAGUGUGAUAAUGAGGGCAAGGCAGCAUUACACUUGGCAGCCCAGGAGGGUCAUAAUGCUGUGAUGGAAGCGAUCCUGAAUAUACACCGACCGUGCAUUGAUCAGCGAGCGCACGACGGCAAAACGGCUUUCCGUUUGGCGUGCCUGGAGGAACAUUUCGAGUGCAUCCAAACGCUGCUAAAGUUCGGUUGUGAUAUCAACUCGAAGGAUGCGGAUUCGCGCACGACGCUUUACAUUUUGGCGCUGGAGAAUAAGCUGAAGGCGGUUAAGUUUUUACUCGAAUACUCGAACGCUGACGUGAACAUUCCGGAUAGCGAGGGUAGGACGGCAUUACAUGUGGCCGCAUGGCAGGGUCAUGCGGAAAUGGUGAAACUGUUGAUAACGCUCGGCAACGCGGAUGUGAAUGCGAUGGACUUGGAAUCUAGAACACCGUUGCACUCCUGUGCUUGGCAGGGUAAUCACGAAGUGAUGCAGCUUUUGCUGUACUACGGUGCGAUUCCAGAUCAUGCCUGCAAGCAAGGGGCAACGGCGUUGGGCAUUUCCGCGCAGGAAGGGCACGAGAAGUGUGUCAGCUAUCUGCUGAAGUACGGUGCUAACCCGUACAAGUCGGACCACUGCGGACGGACACCGAUUAAACUUGCGGCAAAAUCGAAUCGUAACAAUGUGCUUCGAAUUCUGGAAAGUUUUACCAAGAAUGAUUUGGAUUGUGGUAAGAUGAUGCAUCCUCAUCUGAAUUUAAAAUCUCCGGAUGAGUUGCCACCAUGCAGCUCCAUACACAAUCCAUCACCAUCGUCGGGCUAUCCGAACAAUCCGAACCUGCUAAUGCCAGCCGGUGGUGGUGGCAGUGGCUCGGCAAUGCUAAAUGUAUCGUCAACAAACUCAAACACAACUAGCUCUACUACGCAAAACAACAACUUCUACGAAAACACGAUGCACUCCGACACGAGCAGUUUGCAGAAGCGUAAAAGUGUCAUCUCUAGUCAAUCUACCGGUAGCAGUAAUGAGCAAGCACCGAUGUCAUUUACGCAGCAACUUCAAAAACAUUCGCGCCAUCACAACUCCAAAUCGCACCACAUCGUGCAGCAACAGCAUCAACCGCAUCAUCAACAACACCAGCAAACAUCGUCGUCUUCGGUUGCCAAAUUUGGAAACAAAAAACAUUCCCAGGUACUGCCAAAUGUUGAGGAGUACCAAGCAAAUAUAGCCUCAAACAUACGCAUAAAUCCGAACGAUGCCGAUUUGUUCGAUCUGGGAUGUAUGUCCCCACUGUACGCGACGCCACCGCAUUCGCCGAGCAGUGAAAUUAGCUCACCGGGACAGAAUCAACCACCGUCAUCGUUGGCACUGCUUGGCAAACAGUUCGAGGAGAUGAACAUUAGCCUUUCGAACAACAGUACGAUUAUGAAUCCGCACGAUAAUCACUUUGCCCGUGAUACGCAUAUGCGCAUCAUUCUCGGCAACAAUCAGAAGGAAGUUGGCGGACAACUACAGGGAGCUAGUGGUGGUGCCGGAGCAGGGGGUAAAUCAUCGAAGCGCAGUGGCAUUGCGACAAAUCCGGCAAUGCGUUUGAUACGCAACCGUAUCGAUUCGGCGGCGCAGCUUAUCCGACGCACGAACAACAUACUUUCCAGUGGUGGUAACAACCAGGGUUCGUCUAGUAUUGGUGUGAAAUCGGGCACGUUCCAAUGGCGCAAGGAAAGCCAGAUGUAA